UAGCCCGUUUCAGGGAAGUGUAGGGAAAACUGACUCGUUGGUGGGACGCGAGGGCGUGCGGAGCGCCAGAGGCGAGCCCGGCGGGCCAGUGCUGAGCACCCACAGUCGUCGGAACUCCUCUUCCAACGCCUCUGUGGGAAAUUGUUUAGCGUUUCAUCCAGGUUAUCAAUACAGCGAGUAAUGCCGGGUGAAUGCACGCUGCUGGGUUUGGAAAAAAAAUGAAAAAUGAGCAAGCGAGACCCCCGUUUCGUUUCAUCGUAACCAAGCUGGAAGCAAAUAAAUCGGCUAGGUCCCACUGCAGUCUUCUGCACUCGAGUGCCAAGAGAGCCUGUUCCUAUCAAUUACUGAAGCCAUAAGGAAAAUUUUUUUAAAAAAAUUAAAACUUUACCAUAAUGAGGUGUUGCCACAUCUGCAAACUCCCUGGAAGAGUGAUGGGGAUUCGAGUACUUCGUUUCUCUUUGGUGGUAAUCCUUGUGUUACUGCUGGUAGCUGGGGCUUUGACCACUUUACUUCCUAAUGUCAAAGAAGACAAGAUGCUCACUUUGCGUAGGGAAAUAAAAUCCCAGGGCAAGUCCACCCAGGAUUCCUUUACUCUCAUAAUGCAGACGUACAACAGAACAGACCUCUUAUUGAGACUUUUAAAUCAUUAUCAGGCAGCACCAUAUCUGCACAAAGUGAUUGUGGUGUGGAACAAUGUUGGGGAGAAGGGACCAGAUGAGUUAUGGAACUCUCUAGGGCCUCACCCUGUCCCUGUGAUCUUCAAAGUACAGACGACAAACAGGAUGAGAAAUCGACUCCAGGUCUUUCCUGAACUGGAAACCAAUGCGGUGUUAAUGGUAGAUGAUGACAUGCUAAUUAGCACCCAAGACCUUGUUUUUGCUUUCUCCGUGUGGCAGCAAUUUCCUGAUCAAAUUGUAGGAUUUGUUCCAAGAAAGCAUGUAUCUACUUCCUCUGGUGUCUACAGUUAUGGAGGUUUUGAACUGCAAACACCAGGGUUUGGAAAUGGUGACCAUUACUCUCUGGUGCUGAUUGGAGCCUCAUUCUUCCAUAGCAAAUACCUUGAACUCUUUCAGAGGCAACCUGCAGCUGUCCAUGCUUUGUUAGAUGAAACGCAAAACUGUGAUGAUAUUGCCAUGAAUUUUAUCAUUGCCAAGCACACUGGGAAGACUUCGGGGGUAUUUGUGAAACCUGUAAACAUAGACAAUUUAGAAAAAGAAACCAAUGGUGGUUAUUCUGGAAUGUGGCAUCGAGCUGAGCACUUUCUGCAGAGAUCUUAUUGUAUAAAUAAGCUUGUUAACAUCUAUGACAGCAUGCCCUUAAAAUACUCCAACAUUAUGAUUUCUCAGUUUGGUUUUCCAUAUGCCAACCACAAAAGUAAAAUGUGAAAGUAAAACAAACAAAAACAAACCUCAAAACUGCUUGGUAUUUGAGUAGCUUCUUCAUGCUAUGGUUGGUUUAUUUAUUUAUUUAUUUUUAAGCACAUCAUGAACUUUUUUCUACUCCAGAAGUCUCUACAAGGGGGAAAAAGUGCUUAGGGCUUCUAGCAUAUAAAAUUUACAGGCACUUCAAAACCCAAGAAGCUGGUAUUACCCAGAUAGGUCUUCUUGUGAGAAGUUUUCAUCCACAGAUAUAAUUCCUUGAUCAACAAUUUUAUUGUUUACAUUCUGAGACCAUUCUGCAAUUUAAAAAAAAAAUUUUUAAUUGAAGUAUAGUUGAUUUACAGUGUUGUGAUAAUGUUCUACAAUUUUUUUGACUCCUGGCACUUGUCUUACGGACCUUUAGCAAGCUGUUUCCAGGAUCAGAAACUCAGGACAAGUAUUUCUCAGCUUUUUCAUUAAAGGAUGAUUAUUUUCAUUUGAAGCCUGAAAUGCCUCUUCAACAAAAGCCUGUAGUAUAGGGAAAAGCCAUGUGAGGAGAGAAUAGUCUCAAUCCCAUAUAAAAACGAGUGGAAAAUUUGUGACUAUCAGUACUUCCCUUGUGGUCCUUCCAGCCAGCCCUUUCCAGGACUAACUUAUCCCAGCAUGAUUUCGGUGCAACCAUCAGUGCUUUUAUUUCUGUGGAUAUCUGUUGUGACUGGGAGGGUUAAUUUUAGUAGCUAAAGGAUGUCUAGUUGUUCACCUGAUUUUUGUGAACGUUUACUGCAUGGAUCACAAAAACGUGCAGCCUCUGUUUCUUACAUGCAACUUACAUGCAGUGAGGAGUAAAUGUGUUACUAGAUUCAGGUCGUGCAUUUUGUCACUGAAUCUGACUUUGAGAUUGCACAUUAAUUCUUAGAUUUUACAUAAAGUAUGUAUUGUUUAAGAAACAUGUCUAAAAUAACUCUUUUGAAAGAGUGAUUAAGUAGGAACUGGCAGAAAUUACAACCCUUACUAUCAAAUGAUCUUUAUUGUUAUAAAAGCAUAGGUUAUCUCCUGGAUACUAAAACAUGUGUAUUAUGCACUAAGUCAAUUUCUUGCAUUCAGAACUUCUCCCCUCCAUCCCGCAAAAGAUCCAGAGAUCAUUUCAAUUAUAUAGAUACAGGAAAAAAUAAGAGACCUGAGUCAUAGUAGAGGAAUUCCACAGGGAGUCUGCAUCAGCUGACUGUUAAGUUGCCCACUUUCUGUUACGUGAAUUAGUAUCUUCCACACGGUGUCUGUGUUUGGUCCUCGUUCACUAUUGGUGGAAGGGAAUACUGAGGCCUCUUUCUGCCACCUUCUAUUCCUAUGCCCCCUCCUGCUCCCAUUAUGCGGUUAUAUUCUCAAAAUUGCAAAGCUAUGAAGAUAAUCAUGGUUAAUGUUCCAACAAUGAGGUCUCUGUGCAAUUAGCUCAGUGUAUAUUGUUUCUUUACAUGGACAUGUGUAUGUAUCUUAAUGCCAUCAGAGAAAACCAAUAGAACUCGCAGCCUCACUAAAAAUUUAUAGUGUUAAUUAUCUGCUUUGUCCAACCUUGGUAGUGACUUUUUGCCUCUUGAGAUUGGCAGAUAAAUAAAAUAAACUUUUACCAUCCA
This is a messenger RNA of Kogia breviceps (pygmy sperm whale), 2986 nucleotides long. RefSeq names its product exostosin like glycosyltransferase 2 (gene EXTL2). Gene Ontology annotation, cellular component: membrane. NCBI's taxonomy places the organism in Eukaryota, Metazoa, Chordata, Mammalia, Artiodactyla, Physeteridae. Gene Ontology annotation, molecular function: glycosyltransferase activity. The record is from RefSeq and is a predicted model, not a curated record.